AAGGAUCUAUAGUCUGUGCUAAAUCUGUUGGCAAUCCUCCGAGCCUUUAGAUCUUUACCCCUCCCCCUCCAUCUGAAAUAUUACAGUCCCUAAAAACCCCCCAAAGAAAAAACACAACCACCCGCCAACUUCCCGCCCUCGCACCCUCCGGAGAAACAUUCACUUGUUUUCUCUCCAUCUCUCCAAGCAUCCUACCUUUUGACAUUGCUCUCCAGCAUCUACAAACAUCAAGACCACCAAAAUGGGCUCCCACGUCAGCGAAACCCCGGCCCUGGCCACGAACCCAAACUUCAUCUUCUUCACCGACUUUGACGGCACAAUCACCCUCGAAGACUCCAACGACUUCCUCACAGAUAACGUAGGCUACGGCUACGAGAACCGCCGCGCCGGAAACCUCCUCGUCCUCGAAGGCAAGAAGCACUUCCGCGACAGCUUCCAGGAGAUGAUGGAUUCCGUCAAGCUCCCCUUUGACCAGUGCAUCGAGUACCUCAAGAGCAACGUCAAGCUCGACCCCGUCUUCAAGGAGUUCUACACCUGGUGCCGCGCCAACAACGUCCCCGUCGUGAUUAUCUCGGGCGGCAUGAGGCCCAUCAUUCGCGCGCUGCUCGUGCAGUGGCUGGGCGAGGAGGAGGUGGAUGGGCAUAUCCAGAUUGUGAGCAACCAGGUUGCGGCGCGCGAGGGCAAGGCGAGUAUCAACGAGGAGGGCGGGUGGCAGAUUGUCUAUCACGAUGAUAGCGUCCACGGGCACGACAAGUCGAUUGAGCUGCGCAAGUACUCGUCGCUGCCUGAACGGCCUGUCAUGUUUUAUGCUGGUGAUGGUGUUUCUGAUUUGUCUGCUGCGCGCGAGACGGAUUUGUUGUUUGCCAAGCGCGAUAAAGAUCUCGUCGCGUACUGCGAAAAGGAGGGCAUCUCCUUUGUCACCUUCAACGACUUCUCCGAUAUCCUGUCCACGGUCAAGCAGAUUGUCGAGGGCAAGCUCAGCGUCAAGGACGCCGCGCGGGGACGUAUCCACUAGACGAUGAACGUAACGGAACGAUGGACAUGUAGAGGGAUACAAGAUGGGUCUCUAGGAUGGUAGAGAACAGAGGCGGUAUAGAUACCAAUAAAGCGUUGACGGUAGAAUAGGGAUUUCCGUUUUUGAUGUUAGAUAUAGACAUAGACUGGGGUCUACGGGAUAUACAAACGAGCAAUGCCACACUGUUGCCUUUGAUUAUGUUUUGCAGAUGUACAGCUUUCAUA
Molecule: messenger RNA, 1239 nt
Organism: Colletotrichum phormii
Lineage: Eukaryota; Fungi; Ascomycota; Sordariomycetes; Glomerellales; Glomerellaceae
Product: 2,3-diketo-5-methylthio-1-phosphopentane phosphatase
Exons: 2
Coding region: 242-1015 (257 amino acids)
Molecular function (GO): phosphatase activity
Source: RefSeq, a predicted model, not a curated record